Fusarium vanettenii 77-13-4 is the source of this 1288-nucleotide messenger RNA. RefSeq lists its product as uncharacterized. NCBI's taxonomy places the organism in Eukaryota, Fungi, Ascomycota, Sordariomycetes, Hypocreales, Nectriaceae. The record is from RefSeq and is a predicted model, not a curated record. The coding region runs from base 267 to 1253 and encodes 328 amino acids. The transcript is spliced from 3 exons.
GCAACACAUUGUUUAUCUCCUGUAUGCACACUCUCUACCUAUUUAAAUGAAUACCCUAUCCUAAGACAAAAAGACCUCAUUUUCUUUAAUAGGAAGAAACAAGAAAAAAAAACAAGAAACCACUCCAUAAGUAGGGUAGGUAGGCAUCGUUCCACACCCCUCACACCCUAGACACAACCAUACCACGGAAAGGUUUCGACAACCUCAGUUUCUACAAAGCUCCAAGGCGCACACGAAUCAUUUACAGGAGCUAGAGCCGAGCAUUCAUGGAGCUACCGGUGCGUAUCGCUCAGGCAGAAGAUGCCAUGGAGCUGUACGCAACCGGUUUCAACGCCUGGAACCAGCUCACCUUCGACCCAUCCACAGUCAAAGAUGAGCCGGACGAUAUCUUUUCCUUCACAAAGAUCCUAGGGACACAAAGAUUGGACAGAGUAGUAUCCCAGAUGUGCUACACGGCAGUGCAACGCGAGGGCACAUGGUCAUUAGCUGGCUUGUCCCCAGGCACACUGGUCUCUGGAAACGCCGACCAAAGGUACCUGUUCGAUCAUUCGAGCGCAAUAUCUGCAGAUGGAAGAGUUCUCACGGUGGAGGGCCUCGGAAGGCCGUCCCAGGCUAUCGUGGAAUAUCCGGCAUUGGCUGCAUGGAGAGCCAACAGAAGCACACACUCUUGGCCCAGCGAGUCUGGUGUCCGUCAAAUAGCUGCUUAUGAUGGAGGAUUCGUCAUUCUACGUGAGGACGCCUCUUUGUCAACGAUGGGAGAUCCACGCUUUGGGGAUUGUCUAGGUCGUGAAGUCGAUGAGUCCAAUCCUGCAGAUGUACCCGGCCUCGUUUCAGACCUCAGUGACAUUGGUGAGCCUAUCAAGAUGGUUGCGGCUGGGGGAUACACCCUCGCUGCUUUGACGGAGGGUGGUGGGCUGUACCUCUGGGGCAUGCAAUCACCUGGCUCACAAAGUCGGCACCAGGCUUUUGCUGAUCUCAGUGGAAUACCCAACUAUGUAGAGGUUGACGGAGAGAAAGAUGUGCAGGAUAUUGCACUUGGAGAGUCUCACGCCAUCGCCCUAACCACCGACGGUUGUGUUUAUGUCGUGGGUGACAACACAAACGGCCAACUUGGUCUGGGAAGCGACUCCAAAAGCCCAGUCGAAUCUUGGCUCAAAGUGCCCUUCAACAGCCCCCAAGGCUGGAACAUUGUCGGCGUCGAAGCAGGCCCUAGGUCAUCAUUCAUAGUCACGGCAAAGGCAAAGCCAAAAUAGAUGUCAAAGCUCAUAGGAGCCGCCUUUCUACCGGA